Messenger RNA from Striga hermonthica, 2556 nucleotides. The record is from the annotation of a GenBank genome assembly. NCBI's taxonomy places the organism in Eukaryota, Viridiplantae, Streptophyta, Magnoliopsida, Lamiales, Orobanchaceae.
GGAGAUCCUCGCUGCUCCUUUGCCAAACAAUUUCAAGGAGACCAACUUGGUGUAUGACGGGUCAUCUGACCCAUCGAGGCAUGUGAGGACCUUUGAGAAUAUGGCGGUGUUGCAUGGAUACUCUGAUUCUGUUUGUUGCAGGGCGUUCUUAUCGACCUUACGCGGAGGAGCGCUUGACUGGUUUCAUCAAUUACUUUCGGGAUCGAUUGCUGAUUUUGAGGAUCUUGCCAGCAAGCUCACCAACCAAUACUCGAGCGCAGUGGCACAAGAGAAGACUUACUUGACCUUUAUGGCGAUGAAACAGGGGGAGAAGGAAUCGCUGAGAAAGUAUGUUGCCCGAUAUAAUCAAACAUGUUUGGAAGUGCACUCCGCUUCAGAUGAGGUGAAAGCAGGAGGAUUGAUUAGGAUUCUUCGAGCAGGGCCCUGCCGAACUUCUUUGGCAAAGACCCCGGCUCGAUCAUACGAGGAUGUCCUAAAGCGGUGCAGGAAAUACAUUAAUCUGGAAGAGAUGGAGAUGGAGUUUGCAAAGCUCGAGGGGAUGUCCCAACCAGAACCGAAGAAGGAGCAAAACCGCCCUAGGGGGAGAUCACCAAGGAGGAGCUCGCCUAAGAGGAGCGAGCAGAGGAGAGCGUCUCCUCGAAGGAGGAGUGGAGAUGCGAAAAGGGAAAAGAGAGAUGAAUGGCAGAGGAGGCCUAUGGUCAAAUUGCCCGUGGCGCUGGGAUCAGGGGAGCUGAGGAAAGUGCGCAUGGUGAGGUUCGUCGUUGUAGGGGCUGAGUCGUCCUAUAACAUCAUUAUGGGGCGGACGAGCCUGAAUGCAUUCCAGGCGGUCGUAUCCACGUACCACAUGACGAUCAAAUAUCCAGUGGGCGAAAACGUAGGGGAGAUUGUCGGGGAUCAGCUUACUUCAAGAAGCUGCUACCAGACAACAGUUAGCAAUAACAAGCAAUUGGCGAAAAGACAGGCUGAGUUGAAAGGGGAGGAUAUCAAUCGACCAGGAGGAUCAAGAUCGAGGGAAGAGAAACAAAAGGUGGAGAAGGGUAAGGAGAAGAUGGACAUCCAGCCUGGAGGAGAAGUUAAGGAAAUCCAGAUGAUUGAGGGUUGCGAAAAUAGAAAGUUUAGAAUUGGGAAAGAUCUGGAGGAACCCAUUCGGUCGAGGCUGAUCGAUUUGGUAAGGAAGUUCGCUGAUAUUUUUGCUUAUACAGCUGAGGAGUUAACAGGAAUAAGUGCGGAAGUGAUUGAACAUGGACUGAAUAUCGACCUCAGCGUGAGACCGGUGAAGCAGAAGAGGAGGCACCAUUGGGCGGAGAUGGACAAGAUUAUUGAGCAGGAGGUCGAGAAAUUGUUGGGAGCAGGGCAUAUUAAGGAGAUUCAAUUCCCUGAGUGGUUGUCGAACACGGUGAUGGUGUCGAAGUCGGAAGGAAAAUGGAGAAUGUGCAUUGAUUUUCGUGACUUGAAUAAGGCGUGUCCGAAGGAUCUAUACCCACUGCCCAGAAUCGACCAGCUGGUCGACUCAACGGCAGGGUGUGAGUUGCUGAGCCUGAUGGAUGCAUCCCAAGGGUAUCAUCAAAUUCCCUUGGCUAGAGAAGACAGGAAGCGAGUGAGUUUUGUGACUAGUCGAGGGACCUACUGUUACGUGUUCAUGCCGUUUGGUUUAAAGAAUGCGGGUGCCACAUAUCAAAGGUUGGUCGAUAAGAUUUUUAAGGAGCAGCUGGGAAGGAAUAUGGAGGUAUAUGUGGAUGAUAUGUUGGUGAAGAGUAGAGAGGAGUUGGAUCAUGUGCGAGAUUUGAGAGAAACAUUCUUGACGUUGCGGAGAUACGGGAUGAAGCUAAAUCCGGCCAAGUGCUCUUUCGGAGUGAGGUCGGGAAAAUUUUUGGGCUAUCUGGUGACUAAGAGGGGUAUUGAAGUCAAUCCGGAGAAGGUUCGAGCUGUGAUGGAGAUGAAGUCACCAACAAACGUAAAAGAGGUGCAGAUUUUAGCCGGUCGAAUUGCGGGGCUGGGUCGUUUUAUAUCGAAGGUGGCGGAAAAGAGUUGCCCGUUAUUCAGAACCCUGAAGAAGAGCGCGAAGUCCCAGUGGACGGAGGAGGCGCAAAAAGCAUUUGAGGAGCUGCGAGGGGUGUUGGCCAACCUCCCUUUAUUGGCCAAACCCGUGCAAGGAGAGGAGCUGGUGCUAUACAUUUCCAUCGGGGAGAGAGCUGUAAGUUCGGUAUUGUUGCGGGAGGAGGGAACAGCGCAACUCCCUAUUUACUAUGUGAGUAGAGUGAUGCAAGGAGCAGAGACGAGAUAUUCGGAGAUCGAGAAGUGUGCGCUAGCUGUGGUUGUAACUGCUCGCAAGUUGAGACCGUAUUUCUUGAAUCAUAAGGUGAAGGUGCGAACGAAUAUGCCGUUGGGAGAAACAUUGGGUCGGCCAUCGGUCUCUGGUCGAUUGGUGAAGUGGGCGGUUGAACUGAGCGAGUAUUCUCUGAUGUACGAGCCAAGGAGAGCCAUAAAGGCGCAGAUGUUGGCCGAUUAUAUCCAGGAAGGCACGAAAGUCGAGGAGGAGUCAGAGGGACUAUGGCA